AUGAUUACAGGCGGUGCCGGUGGUGGCAGCAGAGGUGGUGGUGGUGGUGGCGGAGACAAAACAUUGUUGGAUAGUUCGGGGGUGGACAUCCGCCUCCUGUACCGGAUCGCUAAGAUCAUGUUGUUUGUGGCUGUUGUUGUGCUUCCUAGCAUGGUCCUAUACAAUUCUGCCUAUUCCUCCCAAUUUCUACCCGCCUUGAUUUCUAGAUCGGAGCUCAAGGAAUUUCCGUUGGAUAUAGUUUUGGAAAAGGCAGCCAUGGGAGAUAAAACUGUCAUUUUGACAACUGUGAAUGGAGCAUGGGCAGCAAAUAAUUCAUUACUCGAUCUCUUUCUUGAGAGCUUUCAUAUUGGAAACAACACCAAGAGGCUUUUAAAUCAUUUGGUGAUCAUAGCAUUCGACCAAAAGUCAUAUGCUCGAUGCUUGGCUUUACAUCCUCUUUGUUAUGCUCUCAAAACAGAAGGGGUUGAUUUUUCUGGAGAGGCAUACUAUUCCACCCCCAACUAUUUGGAGAUGAUGUGGAGAAGGAUUGAUUUUUUGCGAUCUAUUCUUACCAUGGGCUAUAGUUUCAUCUUUACGGAUGCUGAUAUUAUGUGGUUUCAAGAUCCCUUCCAACAUUUUUUCCAAGAUGCCGAUUUUCAAAUUACAUGUGACACUUACAUAGGAAACCCUUAUGAUGUCAACAAUCGGCCAAAUGGAGGUUUUACUUAUGUGAAAUCUAACAAUAGGACAAUUGAAUUUUAUAAGUUUUGGUAUGCUUCAAGAGUAAAUUAUCUAGGGAAUCAUGAUCAAGAUGUGCUUAAUAGGAUCAAAUAUGAUCCUUACAUUUCCCAAAUUGGAUUGAAAAUAAGGUUCUUGGAUACAACUUAUUUCGGUGGAUUUUGUGAGCCAAGCAAAGAUUUUAAUCUAGUUUGCACAAUGCAUGCCAAUUGUUGUUUUGGAAUAGACAAUAAAGUUCAUGACCUUAGAGUUAUGCUUGAAGAUUGGAGAAUAUAUAUAUCAUCCCCACAAAGUAAAAAAGCAGUGUCAACACCAUCUUGGAGGGUUCCACAAAAUUGCAGUCUUGCAUCCUUCCAUCCACCGGAGAGGAAUGUUAAAGAAAGCAACAUUUAACAACAUGGUUUACACAUUUCAACGCUCCAAGAAUAAGUAGUCAUUUUAAAGGUUUUCAACAUCAAUGCUUGGUGAAGAAAUAUUAAAA
This is a messenger RNA of Vitis riparia (riverbank grape), 1198 nucleotides long. RefSeq lists its product as uncharacterized. The transcript is spliced from 5 exons. The record is from RefSeq and is a predicted model, not a curated record. The coding region runs from base 1 to 1110 and encodes 369 amino acids. Lineage: Eukaryota; Viridiplantae; Streptophyta; Magnoliopsida; Vitales; Vitaceae.